This is a messenger RNA of Sabethes cyaneus, 756 nucleotides long. RefSeq lists its product as uncharacterized. The record is from RefSeq and is a predicted model, not a curated record. The coding region runs from base 1 to 756 and encodes 251 amino acids. The transcript is spliced from 3 exons. Lineage: Eukaryota; Metazoa; Arthropoda; Insecta; Diptera; Culicidae.
AUGGUCUCAAAUAACCUGUCUACAUCGGACGGCGCAACACAGCACACGCAAAAGAAGCAAAUGGAAAUUCUGCAGGCCCGUACAUCGUCCGGAUCGUUGCAGGUGGUCCGGGCUCAGACUGUUCAAACCACCUCAUCGCGUUGGUCCUCCGCUACGUUGCACUCCGAGAUUAGCAGCAGCAGCACCAGCAGCAGUAAUAGCACCAGCCACACACAAAUAGCAACCUCCUCCAGUAGCAGCCAUAAAACUGGCAGUUCUCUAACAACCAACGGAUUUUCCAGCCCUCAUGUACCACUACCGUUUCACCGGUCGCUCAUAGGUUCUAGUAGAUUAUUGUCACACCAGCCGCAGAACACCAUAUCCAGCAGCAGCAGCAGCAACAGCAUCCCACACAGCAACUCGCAACACCUGAGCUCACAACUGCUGCCACCAUCAGCACCACCAUCGAUAGCUGGGUCUUCGGCCAAUAGCAGUACCGCGACGUCAUCGGCGCAUUCGGCUUUGGCUACUUCUUCACAGUCGCACACCGGACAAACGACCGGUUUCGGUAGCAAACCGCAUUCCAGCGCCCCUGGCCAGCCAGCGAACGUGGGUGCACUGCGUACCAUCAGGGACACAAGCAUCGGCACUACGGUUGACUUCGGCCGGCACCACCACCACCGGCAGCAUCUGGAUCUGUUCGACAAGUUCAAAGAUAUCUCGGUGAAAGAGCAACCGGCCGAUGCCGAUAGCAAAGAAUGCAAAUACACAGCAUGA